UGAAAUACUUUUGAAAAUAUGACAGUGACGACUUUUGAGAGAGGGCUGACCACAAGAGAAAUGUGAAACAUCGUUUAAACCAACAACAAGUUGCCUUGCUCAAUUACCUUUUCUUUCUCGAGAUACACGAGUCAGGUCGCCACCAGUCUCAUCAAAAUAUUUUCCAGAAGUGAACGGUUUUCGCUUGCUCGCGAUUCGCGGAAUUAUCACACCAUAAUCCGAAUUUCUACCGAUAUCUUUUAUACGUCUGUGUUUUUUCUCUCGUCUGAGAUGAUAGUCAUUAAUUGUGUGCAGAAGUGGCGUAAAGAAAAGGAAGGCGGAUCGCACGGGCAUCGUUGACACUGCGUUGUUAUUCCGACUGCACUUCGCUCCAUCACUUUCCAUCUCCUGUCACCGAAAGGCUCCGUGGAGAAUAUUGUUUCAAGGGGUCAAAGGUCCCAGGAGAGAAAACAAAGAGGAGAAGAGAAGAACAAAAAAAUUGAAGAAAGAAAACCCAGACCAAAACAAACAGUGAGUGGAGAGAGCGAGAGAGAGAGAGCGAGAGAACUGAAUAGGGCCAGUGCUAAGGCACCAUGGGCAAACAGAACAGCAAACUUCGCCCUGAGGUUCUCAACGACCUGAGAGAAAACACAGAAUUCACUGACCAUGAGCUGCAGGAGUGGUAUAAGGGAUUCCUGAAGGAUUGUCCCACGGGUCACCUGACUGUGGAGGAAUUCAAAAAAAUUUACGCCAAUUUCUUCCCGUACGGCGACGCUUCCAAGUUUGCCGAGCACGUCUUCCGAACGUUCGACACUAACGGCGACGGCACAAUCGACUUCCGGGAGUUCAUUAUUGCUCUAAGCGUGACGUCACGAGGAAAACUAGAACAAAAGUUAAAAUGGGCCUUCAGCAUGUACGACCUGGAUGGAAAUGGAUAUAUCAGCCGAGCUGAAAUGCUGGAGAUUGUUCAGGCCAUCUAUAAGAUGGUUUCCUCUGUGAUGAAGAUGCCAGAAGAUGAGUCCACCCCAGAGAAGAGAACAGAUAAGAUAUUUAGACAGAUGGAUACCAACAACGAUGGGAAACUUUCGUUGGAGGAAUUCAUCAAGGGUGCCAAGAGUGACCCUUCUAUUGUUCGCCUGCUCCAGUGUGAUCCCAGCAGCGCUAGUCAAUUCUGAGAAACAACCAAUCGCAAAAUGGACAGCGCAAUAGGGACACGCCCUCUUGUCCUGCCACCAAUCAGUCACUGAUCUGAUAAACACAGCUGUAGUUGUUAUUAUUAUCAUCAUCAAUGCUACAUAAAUGCUUUUUAAUGAACUUUUACUCAACACUAGAGGUCGUAAUUCGUCAUCAAAUGCCCACAUUUUUCGUUUUUUGGCCUGACACUCAAGCUUUUAGCUCACACAGAGGUUUUUAGCAGCAGCAAAACUAGCACCUCACCUAAUGAUUGGUUUCAGUAUUGAUCAUACCAUACACCUCACCUUUGUGGUGUAAUUGGUUCAGCAAUGUGCUAACAGUUGUCUUAAAGGCAUCAACAAAAAAAUAAUGAAGUUGUGGUGCAGUUCGUCUCAUUAGUGAAGUAUUCAGGUGCUUCUGGAUUGAGACUGCAGUUUGCUAGCUAAGAAGAGUUUCAGCUAAUGUUAAUAACCUCAGUGUCAGUUACGGUGCGUUCAUAACUGGGAAACCCAGCUUUCUUUGACACUAUCCCAGGUUCCCAUUGGAGUACUGACUUAUUUCUGAGUCAGAAACUCAUAGUUAUGUGAACACUGCAUAACUUGAAUGCAUCAUUAGUGCUCUGCACAAAGCCUAGAGCUGAACUUCAAGUGCACACGGAACUAGUCAGACCACUGCUUUAACUGACCAAUCCCCUUGUUUCCCUAGUUUUGCUGUAGUAUAUUGUGUAUAGUAUUUCAAUGCUGUAAUUUCAGGUGAUAUAAUAGGUAUUGACAGUAUUUUCUGUGCACAGUAAUCACUUCCAGGAUGUGCUGUCCUCUGGUGUGUGUGUGUAUGUGUGUGUGUGUGUGUGUGUGUGUCUUGAGGCAUUAGUUUCACGCUUCAUGACUUUGAGCUUCUGUAAGCUGGCCCGGAGCUGCACCAUCUUCCUGCCGUGUCUGAAUGAACAUUAUGGAGAAAAUGAACCGCUUCACGUUUGGUCUUUUGCUGUGCUUGUGGUCUGGCUGUUACUGUUUGACAUUUUGAUGAUGGUAAUAAUGAUAUAUUUUUUUGUAUUGUUCUUGUAGUGGUUGCAAAAAAAAUGUUAUUGCUCGUCGUUGUUUUGUAUAGAAUGCCAUUACUGUUGUGAAUGGUGAAAUUGAAUGCACUAUGUGAUUGUAUAGAAUAUACUAUUCAUGUAACACCCAAAGUUUUUUUCUUAUUAUGCUCACAAAUUCCUUUUGUCACCCAAACUUAAAUUAUAUUGAAGCAUAUCUUCAUAAGUCUACGCGUACCAGGUAAGACACAGAUUACAGUGUAAUGCAAAUGCCAGCAUGGUUGGCAUCGCAGUAAAGUGUGGUUCUACAGGUAUCCAUUGACACAUAAAGUCAUUACAGGACAUCACUUCUUCCCAAAGGCAGCGUAUGAAGUGUGUGUAUACACACACACACACACACACACACAUUAUUACACAGAGGUGUCCCUGACCAAUGUGAAAGAUCAUGUCAAAUGCCUUUAUAUAGUAUAUGAACCCAUGUCAACAAAGCACCUGGCUUAACACAUAGUCCUUGACUGAAUCCAAACACAACAUUUAUCAGAGCCUCUCCCUGACAGUGUCUUGGCAUUAGUGGGAGGAGAAAGGGUUGAAAUGGUUAGAUCAGUUUGGGUAUAUUUAUGACAUAUUGUACAAUUGUUUGGAUGAAGGACUGUACUUGGCUCAUCCUCCAGGAUGGAUUUACUGUUGUUUCUGUCCUAAAUACCUUUUCGCACCUCUUCUGUCUGUACAGAAAGAAUCCAAAUUUUAACUUGACUCUGUCUCUCUCUCUCUCUCUCUCUCUCUCUGUCUCCUCUUUCUUCUUUGCCUGUAGAGGUAACAGUAAUAUGAUCAAAGAUCAACUGUUGAGCAGCAUUGAAAUGGAUUAGCAUGUAUUAUUAAGUUGUACAAAUUAAGUUACAAUAUCAGUGAUUGGUCAAGUAUUUUUUUUGUAGUGGACAAAUCAUGUGUUAUAUUACUAUGUUUGUACAAGCUGAUAGCAUAGGCGAUAGGUAAUGAUUUAGAUAUAUCUACCCUACAGUUCCUGCAACAUUUCUGCCUCAUGCUUUUUAAUUUUGUCAUAGUGCUAACCAAGGGAAGGGUUGAAAGAGGGAUGAUCAUUCUGAAAGGGAGGAUUUAAAGGUGGGGUGGGGGGCGCUGAGCAGGAACUUGUCCCGGUGGUGUGGUGGAUUGCUGUGUAACAAGCUGUUGUCAUUGUGAUAUUUGCUCACCUGCUGCCAACUACUGUGAUUUCAGAAAUGACAAUAAAAUGUUUUCUGUUA
Messenger RNA from Chanos chanos (milkfish), 3444 nucleotides. Its product is annotated as hippocalcin-like protein 1. The record is from RefSeq and is a predicted model, not a curated record. Gene Ontology annotation, molecular function: calcium ion binding. The transcript is spliced from 4 exons. Lineage: Eukaryota; Metazoa; Chordata; Actinopteri; Gonorynchiformes; Chanidae. The coding region runs from base 573 to 1154 and encodes 193 amino acids.